AUGGUGUUAAUCUGUGGAUCCACAACUUUUCGAGGUGAACACUUCCCUCCACGUCUUUCAUCAUUGUCCUCCGGCCGCCGUCUGCCAUUCGACAUCCGCCGUCCGCCGUCUGCCGUCCGACAUCCGCCGUCCGCCGCCAUUUUCCGUCAUCCGUUCGCCGCCAUUUUUCAUCAGGAAGAUCGUCUCCUCACUCUAUCUGAUCGCCGUUAUUUACCGUUUUUGUCGUCGGCCGUCGUCAGUUCAUCGUAUGACCUUCGGGCUCGUCUUUCACUUGCGAUCUUUUCCUUUUCUGUCCUGGCGUUCAGUCUUGUUGCCAUUCCCCGUGAGUCUGCCUUUGACCGGCUCGACUUAUCAGAACAAGCCAAGAAGGAAGUUUACGUUAUUCCUCCUUUUCGAAGGCUCAGGACCUUCCUGUCCGACUCUCUUUAUCCCUACCAUCCUUCUCUUCUUCGCCGGCCAGUCAAACAUUCUCCAUCGCCGGGCGCGCGACAGGGAUUUUACGUUAAGUCACUGAGAUUUCCUCUAAUGUCGGGUGAAGGAAUCCUCCCGUGUAACCAGAAGAGACCUCCGGUCAUAGCUCCUCCGUCCUCUGCAGCCUCGCCUUCUUCGCCUAAUCAUCAUUCUCAUCAUGACAAGGUUCGUACCAUCUUCAUUUCGGGUCUGCCUACAGAUGUCAAAGAGAGAGAGCUGCAAAACUUGCUGAGAUGGCUUCCAGGUUUUGAAGCCUCGCAAGUGAGCUUCAAGGGAAAAGAGCCCAAGGGUUUCGCUCUAUUCUCUACUGCAAAAUUUGCUGUUGCUGCCAAAGAUACCCUUCAGGAGAUGGUUUUUGAUGCCAAGUUGAAGUCUCUUUUGCACAUUGAGAUGGCAAAGAAAAAUCUGGUUGUUAAAAAAUGA
This is a messenger RNA of Hibiscus syriacus, 894 nucleotides long. RefSeq lists its product as uncharacterized. The transcript has 3 exons. Gene Ontology annotation, molecular function: mRNA binding. The record is from RefSeq and is a predicted model, not a curated record. Lineage: Eukaryota; Viridiplantae; Streptophyta; Magnoliopsida; Malvales; Malvaceae. The coding region runs from base 1 to 894 and encodes 297 amino acids.